Molecule: messenger RNA, 4374 nt
Organism: Chroicocephalus ridibundus (black-headed gull)
Lineage: Eukaryota; Metazoa; Chordata; Aves; Charadriiformes; Laridae
Gene: NOS1AP
Product: nitric oxide synthase 1 adaptor protein
Exons: 10
Coding region: 170-1666 (498 amino acids)
Molecular function (GO): nitric-oxide synthase binding
Source: RefSeq, a predicted model, not a curated record
GGUUCGCUUCCAGACAACCCCCCACCGCCGGCCCCGUGCCCGCCCUUCCUCCGCGCUCCGCGGCGGCGCGUCCCCGCCCCGGGGCUGGCGGGCGGAGAGGGGCGGAGGUUCCGCGGCGGUGGCGGCGCCGGGCGCGCUGCAGGGGCAGCCCGGCCGCCGCGGGGCCGCCAUGCCCGCCAAGUCCAAGUACAACCUGGUGGACGACCGGCACGACCUCCGCAUCCCCCUGCACAACGAAGACGCCUUCCAGCACGGCAUCUGCUUCGAGGCUAAGUACAUUGGGAGCCUGGAUGUGCCACGGCCAAACAGUCGGGUGGAGAUCGUGACAGCCAUGCGGCGGAUCAGGUAUGAGUUUAAAGCCAAGAAUAUAAAGAAAAAGAAAGUGAGUCUCAUCGUGUCGGUGGACGGCGUGAAGGUCAUUCUGAAGAAGAAGAAGAAGCUUCUUUCAUUGCAGAAAAAAGAAUGGGCCUGGGAUGAGAACAAAAUGCUCGUCAUGCACGAUCCCAUCUACAGGAUAUUCUAUGUGUCCCAUGACUCCCAGGACCUAAAGAUCUUCAGCUAUAUUGCCAGGGAUGGGUCUAGCAAUGUCUUCAGGUGCAAUGUCUUCAAAUCCAAGAAGAAGACCCAAGCUAUGCGCAUCGUCCGGACGGUGGGGCAGGCGUUCGAGGUCUGCCACAAGCUGAGCCUGCAGCACACCCAGCAAAACGCAGACGGGCAGGAGGACGGAGACAGUGAGAGGAACGGGGAUGACCUGGACAUCCCAGCCUGCCGCCUCGCCAGCACGGAGAGGGCGGCUACCUCUGCCGAGGAGACAGACAUCGAUGCCGUGGAGCUGCCGCUGCCUGGAGCCGACAUCCUCGACUUCAGCCGUGGGGUGACUGACCUCGACGCUGUGGGCAAGGAGGCGAGUGCCUAUGCUGACGCCAAGGGCUGCCUCCACCCUGAAGAUAUCCUGACAGCAUCGCCCAAGAUGCUGCUGCCCUCCUCUGCCCAGCUGCCUGACCUGGGAACACCCCUUUCUGCCCACCAUCAAAUGCAGCUUCUCCAGCAGCUCCUGCAGCAGCAGCAGCAGCAGACGCAAGUUGCUGUGGCACAGGUUCACUUGCUGAAGGACCAGCUGGCCGCAGAGGCAGCAGCGCGGCUGGAGGCCCAGGCUCGCGUGCACCAGCUCCUGCUCCAGAACAAGGACUUGCUGCAGCACAUCUCACUCCUGGUCAAACAAGUGCAGGAGCUGGAGCUGAAGCUGGCAGGAAACAACACCACAGGCUCCCAGGACAGUCUGCUGGAGAUCACCUUCCGCUCCAAUGUCCUCCCCGUCCUCUGCGACCCGACCACCCCACAGCCCGAGGACACCCACCCACCGCCGCUGGGCCCUGGCUCGGGCUUCCCCAGUGCCCUGGGCAGCCCCAUAGGUAGGAACGACUGUCUGGUGAAGCUGGAGUGCUACCGCUUUCUGCCGGGCUCGGGGACGCCUGCCCCGGAGCCAGCACUGGGCAGCCUGGAGCUCAUCAAAUUCCGCGAGUCGGGUAUCGCUUCCGAGUACGAGUCCAACACGGACGAGAGCGAGGAGCGCGACUCCUGGUCCCAGGAGGAACCGCUGCGCCUGCUCCAUGUCCAGCCCAGGCAGGACCUGGGUGACAGCUUGGAGGAUGAGAUCGCGGUGUAGGGGUCUGCAGGAGGUGGUGCGGAGCAGUGGGGACCCGCGGGAGCUGGGGUGGACCUGGACCAUAGCCUCCUGUCGCUGGCAGGGACGGGACAGCCCGGAGGGAGAGGGGGUGGAAGGCGGAGCACAAGGCUUCCAGCACACGGCUGGGAGGUGUGCGGAGGUGAGGAUGGAGCCAUGCUGAGGGGGUGCGCCGGGCAUGCUGUGCUCCAGCAUGCAUGGGCUUGUGUGCUGAGCUGGAGCAUCCCCGCUUUGCAUUGCACAGAGAGCUGACAGCUGGUUGUGCUAUCCCCUGGUCCCCAUCCCCCUGCAAGCUGUGUUUCGAGGUCAGGCAGAAGCAAAGGACCUCUCUGGAUGCUGCCAGAGCAGCCAGCGCUGCUGGCGCUGCUGAAGGCGGAGAGCAGUAAAGCAAAUGAAGGUUUUUGCUGGGGGAAUGAGAGAGCAGGCAUGGGGCAGUGAGCGGAGAUGAGAGGGACGGAGGAGGCAGGGCUGGGGCAGUGAGUAGGGACAGAGUGGCUGGCAGGGGGUCUGGCGCUCUGCAUGGUGGAGAUGGUGGGAGAUGUGGCCAGGGCUGUGGUAGCGGGGUGGUUAGGGGUGGUGACAAUGCAAUGUCGGCAUGGGUGUGCAAGAGGGGAGGCAGCGGGGGACAGUGGGGAUGAGCCUGGGAAGGAGCUGAAGGGGUGAGACAAGGUUGCACAGGGUGGCCAGGCACAGGCAGCUCCUGGCAAGGUGGUUGGUAUUUGUGGCACUUCCAGGGCAGAGUUUGUCCCUGCCUGAGGCAGAUGGAGGGUGUGCAGGCACUGCCUGCUCCUCUCCCAGGCUGCAGUGUGGAGAGGAAAGCAUGGCUUGGCAUGGAGCAGGGAGCCAGGGCAUGCAGCACUGGGAAGUGGAGUGUCCUUCCCCUCAUUGUCCAGUCCUUGGGCUCCUUGGCAUGGCUUCCAGGUUUCAAAGCCUUUCUGGUGCUCUCAAGUCAUGUUUUCAGGCGCUUUCAUGCACCCCCCGUCACCACAACUCCCUGCUUUGCUUUAUAGACAAACCCUACCAUUUCCAAGCAGUCAUUUGGCCCUGGACCAGGGCUUGGGGAGUGAAGUGCUGUCAUCAGCCAUGUGCAGGGAUGGCCAUGCUUGCUGCCCUCGAUGGGGAGCGAACUGCUGGUGUCUGCAGGUGGGCUCCUUCACGUCUCUGGUUUGCAGCCUCCAGAAAAGUGCAUCCAAGAUCUCAGGAUCCCCCACCAGACCCUGAGACGCCCAUGGCUGAGCUAUCUGUGUGGGCCUCCAAGGGAUCCAGAGCUUGUCUUUUUUCUGCAAGCACAUUUAUCAGCUGCCUGUUGUUGCAGCCUCUAAGAGGCCACAGCUGAAGGGGUGUGAGCCAGAGUCAUGAUGUCCCCCCUGCUUCCGUGGAAACACUCAAUGAGGUGGGGAUUGGCACAGUUGUCCUCCUCCCUGUCCACCUCCCUAUCCUGCUUCUGCUUCACUUUGUUGCUUCCCUGCUGCUCUCACCUUCACCAGCUCUGUUUCUGCUAGAUCUGCCUGCACCUAACCCCUAGUGGAGCAUCUCCCGGGCAUAAGCUCUUGCUCUUCUCCAGGGCUUAGCCCUGCUGCUGAGGAAGGUCCAUAGCUUCUUUCUGCCCCUGUCCCCUUGGACCUGAGGGCUGCUGAGGACAGAGUUGUGGGUGAGACCCCCAGAGUCGGUAUGAGCUGUGCUAUGCACCCUCUGCCACAGGAGGAAGCUGGAUGCUGUGAAGAGCUAGAGAGUUCUAGUGGGAAGGAAGGCCAUGUUUGAGUGUCGCCAGCAGUGGCCUGCUGUCCAGGGGAGCCCCUACACCAGGCAAAGUGGGAGCAGGUGCUGGUUGGGACCCGGCUACUCCUGUCCUCUGGCCACCAAUAUGUCCAUAUAGGUCCCAUACUGCUCUGGGCAGAGCCGUGUGCAAGCUCUUCUACUGGGAGAGGCCCUGACAUCCCACUGCCAGCUCACAGCAGUUGGAGGUGAGGGCACGGGGUGGGGGGCUUGUGCUUCCAGGAGGGAGAGAUGGGGAUGGCAGCAUGUGCAGGACAUGGCACAGGCAGGGUAAGGAUGCGUGUGUGAGCUCAGAGAGGGAUUUCCAUGUAGGCAGACAGAUCGUGCAGGAGAGGGGACGGCAGGAGCUUGGCCAUACGCACAGAGCAGAGGAAGGGAGAGCCCAGGAGGAGCAGCAGCAGGCAAGGAGGUCUCCUCCAAGCUGGGCUGCCUCAGAAAGCAGGCGGGGCUGAGCCAUCUCCCCAUGCCAUCACUCCUGCCUGUCCCUGCUGCACACGCACAGCCCAGGCAGUGCCCAGUCACAAGCUGUGGGAACCAGCUGCAGGCUCAGGCUGCUGCCCAGCGCUCUGCCCACAGGGGAUCGUGGUGGGUGCCCCGUGGGCUGGAGGGGUGCUGCUGGAGCCAGGUGGGACCCUGCCAGUGUCCUGCCACACUGCAGGUGUAUACGUGUAAAUGAUCGUCCUCCUACCUCAGCGCUGCCUCCAAGAUGCCUCUCUGGCCUCUCACUUUUGUUAUGGACCUUGACUGGGGUUUUAUAGCGAUAGUUUUUGUCUUUUCUUUUCCUACAACUGUCGUGUUACUAACUGUUGACUCAGUCUAUCUGGGAAACCAAUCUGUCAAUGUAAGUGCACUUAACCGUUGGGUGUUGUCAUUACUCGACUGGCUUUUGCUAAAUAAAUCUUUCUAUUUCUCAA